Molecule: messenger RNA, 1949 nt
Organism: Drosophila bipectinata
Lineage: Eukaryota; Metazoa; Arthropoda; Insecta; Diptera; Drosophilidae
Gene: Ndc1
Product: Nuclear division cycle 1
Biological process (GO): nuclear pore organization
Cellular component (GO): nuclear pore transmembrane ring
Molecular function (GO): protein-macromolecule adaptor activity
Source: RefSeq, a predicted model, not a curated record
CCUUUGGUCACUCUAACAUCAACAAAAGGCGCGCGGUACCGGCAGCUAUUAAGAGAAUUCGCGAAAUUUGUAAAUAAAGUGAAUUAGUGAAAGGAUAAAUAUGUCCUCCAGCAACGCCUGCAAGAUGCUGCUGCUCGGGCGCUGCCUUCAUGCCGUGCUCAUGAGUGCAGCAAUUCAGUUUCAGCUCCUGCUCGUGUUUCUACUCUUGGUAAACUUCCAGCUCCUGAGACCGCUGGAUUGGGUUAGUGGCACUGUCGGUCUGAUAUGCAGCUGGUACACCUGGUUUGCCAGCAUUCCGCUACUAGCGGCUGUUGUGCUCUACGGUGUGGCCCUGUGCCAGCAGCACUUGGUGGAACGCCCCUACUGUCCCACACGUUACCGAUGGAUUCUGCAUUAUGGGCCGCGAAAACUGUUCUUCCUGGGCGCCCACCUCCUGGUGGGUUUUCUUACGGCGUGGCUGUAUACAGGCUAUCUCCAGACCGACUACAGGCAUCUUAGUUACAAGUGCUACGGCGAGGACUGCAUUAGUGGCUACCAUGUGUAUAUGCUUGGAAUGGGUCUUACAGCUGGUUGCUAUUACUUUGUGUCAGUGCACAAACGCCAGGAAGACUCCAUUAAGUUCCCCAUUGUGGAACAAACCCGUGGCGAGAAACUCCGUGAGCUUAUCUACGCCACCCUGGCACGAUCCUUGGUCCGAUCAGUGGUUCCAACGCUCAGUUAUACCGUGGUCUUUUCGAUUUUGGGACGGCUGGUUUGCCUUAAGUUGAGUCAUAUCUUAGGCGUAAAUAUGGAUGAGCGAAUGGAGGGCUUUUUCGGUGUUGUAACUAAUGUUAAGCUUCUGUUCUAUGGCUGGUUGCUGACGGCCCAGAUACUAAGCAACAUGCAUCUGAUGCGUAGCUUCUACGGCAUACUGCUCUGUGAGGAUCUGCCUCUGGUUAUAACCAAGCAAAAAGCCGCCUUUGCAAACGAGCAGGAAAUUUCUCUAGUGUCCGCUCUUGGAAUCCUCAACGUAUAUAUUGUGCAGUGUCUGGCGGCCAACUUCUUCUAUAAGCUGGCAAUGCGCAAGGACUCAAAACUGCGAGCGGAAAUCUUCCAGCUAACAGAACCCGGCAACCGUCCGGCCAACUGGCGGGCACUCUGCGAUCAGUGCCUAGUCAUUCUAGGCAGCUUUACAGAUGAGCUGAUCGAGUCCAUGCAAAAGAUAAGUGUGCUCAAGGGGUCACAAAACCUUCCACUGCCACAAACAAUUGACUCCACUAGCACAAGCCUCAUGGCAGAAAGGAUAUUGCUGCGCCAAUAUAACCAGAUGCACGGUAUCCGGCCAAUAGCCUCGCCAACAAGGAAUGCCGCGUUUGAUCAGCCUGCUGACGGCAUCCGGCACAUGCCCAACUGGUGUGAGCGAGUUUCAACGCAACUAGAAGAGUCUGUGCAUCGACUGGUGAACCGAAUUCCUGGAAUUGUAUUCCUUUUCAGUGAGCCAGAGGGUUCUAAAACAAACUUUUUGUUAUCCAACUCCCAGCACGUAGUCUACAUCACCCAGGCUUUAUCCCAAAUCUGCGUGGCGUCCAUAAACGAGGACCGGUACGGUGUGGUGCAAAACGACCUGCCGGCCAUCAUCAAAGUGAUCAACAAGUUACGGGGUGAGCUUGACAAACUGAACAGCGUGAUGGGCAACCUACGAGCGCCUAGCUCUGAAUUCAACGUUCUGCGAUCCGCCGUGCGUCGCAGUCUUUACACCAUCUGUAACUCUUUCUUCGACUAUCUGGGGGAUCUGUUGCCCCCUGGAGAGGAGCUUCACCAACUUCAGGCCUUUAUUCAACAGGAAUAGAAGGAUUUUUACACCACCUCAUCAUUACACUCAUUUUGUACACUGUUUUUCAUCUCUAUUUAGUUGUUAUUUGCGGUAACAAUAAAAAUUAAUAAAUACAACUACAAAUGUACAAUAGUUA